UUCCAGCGCGUUCAAUCGGGUCCUUACCCGCUACAAUCGCCAUGGCCGACACAGACGAGGCCGCCAUCAACCUCCCCGCCCAGGACGCGGGCGCACACAUCGAGGUCGACCUCUCGGAUGAGACGCAGGACUUUCGCAUGCUGAACAGCAUUUCCUUCCUCACAGAUGGAUCGCAAACCAGUCUCCCGAAACGGGGAGAGAAGGAUUUCGAACCGAACCCGACCUUGUUCCAGGCCGACAUUCUCUCCGCCUCCCGGCAGGCAAUGCACAAUGCCCUCUCAUACCCCCGUCUCCACCACCCCAAGCACCACGUCACAGGCGUUUACGCCCCCAAUGGACCUACGCCUCCGCGAUCGGCCCAGACCAUCGAGACGACGAUAUCCGAGGAAUCCCAGGCCAAGAAACCCGCCACUACUGAAGUAGGCGUCCCCGCGGAAUCAUGCGUCUACAUAUCCGCCCCAAAGGGACAGCUUUUCAAGACAAUCGGUCAGGCCGAUCGGUGGAAUCGCAUCUGGCUGCUCCCGGAGGAGGCUCUGUAUCUGCUCGAGAGAGGGAGUCUGGAUAUUCGGUGGCCGUGCUCGGAGGUCGGAGAUGGCGACGAGGAUGGCACGGAGGAUUCAGGGAUUCCCAUGAGCUUGCAGGCUGCUUACGCGGCUUUCAUGGGGCGGAGUGGGCUGACCAGUGAGCGGUUCUCGGUGUAUACGGGACUGAGGCGGCUGGGGUAUACGAUCACUCGUGCGCCCGGGUGGUACAAUGAAGAGGAGGGCGCGGAUGUCAGCGAAUCAGAGCAGACGUCGUUGAUGAGGCAGCAGGGUCCUGGUCUGGCAGGGAUCUUUGGGCGCUUUCUCCAAUGGCUAUACAGACCUGAUGAGCCUACGACGGCUUUGGGACCUGUUGCCGGUCUUGGGUUUCAUCGCAGUUAUGAGGAGAUAUAUCGGAAGCUCUCCAUAAUCCCGUGGUAUGAUCCAACCACCGCACCAUCUCCGGCUCCGCGUACAACACCGCCCUACCGUGUUGUGUUCCACAUCUACAAACCAUCCACACCCUUCAAGAAGUCCGCGCCGCCGGUCCCGGACUUCAGAAUUGCCGUCGUGAACGCGCGCACUCAUACCACCUUUCCGCUACUGUCUCAACUCGGAGCAUUGCUCGAAAGCACUCCUUUGGACCCACCCACAGAGAGGAUGAGCCGGCAACUAUACAUGCGGUUACGCCACGGGUACCGGAACGUGAUUCUAGCCGUCGUGGACGAGGGCGUUGUGAGCUAUCUCCGAAUCGCGGAUUCGGCAUUUGGCAAGGAACAGAUCUACAAGGAGAAGAACGUGAGAGGGAACAAAGGACCGCCCCGGCCGCGGCCCAAGGGGCGCUGAGAGCACCGAGCACGAAGGGCUGCAUUGCACAACCUGCUCGACGUAUGCUACCCGGAUACCCGAUGAAGCACAAGAGCAUGUUUCCCCUGGAAUGGAAUAGAUAAAAGACCCGCAUGUCCACGGAGGAUCGGACAGGGGCCGGGUAGAGGGGGUCAUAACCAAUCUGCCAUCAUCUUUAGAACAUCCGUCCAUGGAUGUGAGAGGACGGAUGUAGAUGCUCAAAUGGCUGGCCAGCGGCUGGCUGUCUGGUAUGCCGAGAAGGCGAAUAUACCGGGCGGAAGGACAGGGACAUUAUCCAGGAUAUGUCUAUCGGCUUGUUCCAGAUCUAUACCCGACCUCCGCACCAUAUAGCCAUCCUAGUAGAUUUCCAUAAACGAGAUCGA
This is a messenger RNA of Aspergillus heteromorphus CBS 117.55, 1750 nucleotides long. RefSeq lists its product as uncharacterized. The record is from RefSeq and is a predicted model, not a curated record. Gene Ontology annotation, biological process: tRNA-type intron splice site recognition and cleavage. The transcript is spliced from 3 exons. The coding region runs from base 42 to 1367 and encodes 441 amino acids. Lineage: Eukaryota; Fungi; Ascomycota; Eurotiomycetes; Eurotiales; Aspergillaceae. Gene Ontology annotation, cellular component: tRNA-intron endonuclease complex.